AUGUCACAGCCACCAAUACCUAUUAGACCCCCUUCCCUGGCUGCCUGUGCACCCCUGACGCUCUGUUCCCCCCCCUGGCUGCCCCUGGUGCUGCCCUCCCUCCCUGCCCUGCUCCCCUCCUGCUGCUCCCUCUGCUGCCCUGCCCCCCCUGCUCCUGCUCUCUCUUUCAUCCUGCCUGCCAUCUGCUGUGCUGACUCUGCCCUUCCUGCCUCUGCUGCCCUCUGCUCCCUCCUCUGCCCUGCUCCUUGCCCCUGCCUCUCCCCUGCUGCCUGCUUGCUCUUGUCUGCCCUGCUGCUUGCACUUGUCCUCCUGACCAUGCCACUGACCGGCCCUGCCCCUCCUGCCCCCCCCCCUGCCCUGCCCCUUUGCCCCCCCCUGCAUGUCCUGCUUGCUGCCCUUGUCCUGCCCUCCCCCCCUCCUCUGCUGCCCCCCACCCUACCUUCCCGCUGCCUGCCUGAUCCCUGUCCUGCCUGUCUGCUCCCUGUCCUGUGCUUGCUGCCUCUCCUGCCUGCCUGA
This is a messenger RNA of Homalodisca vitripennis (glassy-winged sharpshooter), 516 nucleotides long. Its product is annotated as wiskott-Aldrich syndrome protein family member 1-like. The record is from RefSeq and is a predicted model, not a curated record. NCBI's taxonomy places the organism in Eukaryota, Metazoa, Arthropoda, Insecta, Hemiptera, Cicadellidae. The coding region runs from base 1 to 516 and encodes 171 amino acids. The transcript has a single exon.